AAUGAAAGUUUACAGAUUAACCAAUGCAGAUAAGACAACAAGAUGUACAAAAUGCAUAUCAAAAUCAUUUUCUUUAAAAACCAAUGGAACUUGUGUAUCAUGUUCGGAAGCUCCUUUUGCAAAUUGUGCAACUUGCGGACCAACUCCAUCAGGUGGAAAAGCGAAAAGUGAUAUGUGUAGUGAAGGAUUUACUUUACAAGAUGAUAAACUAGCGUGUGUUUCAUGUUCAAUUAUCGGAUGUGGAUUAUGUGCUCAUGGAAAAUGCUUUGAAUGCAGAGGAAAUGGAACUGAUUGUGGAAAUGAACUUUCUAAUGUAAAGGAAGAAACAGCAAAUGUGAAAUUAAUAGAUUGUGGAGUUGGUGAUUGUUGGGCUUAUACAACAGAGACUUUAGGAUCAAUAACAUUUUCAAGAGGAUGCUCAAACGAAACUUGUUCACCUCUUUAUGAAAAUGAAAAUUGUAAAGCUGUACCUGGAAAGAAAGAAUGUAAACAGUGCUGUAGAGGUGAAAAAUGUAAUACCUGGCCAUUAGGCGCAGGUGGAACAGGAUUAAUUGCAACGUGUUUCAUUAUUAAAUUAUCCAACAUUUUAUAUAUGUUGAUGAACUAA
Dimorphilus gyrociliatus is the source of this 607-nucleotide messenger RNA. The record is from the annotation of a GenBank genome assembly. Lineage: Eukaryota; Metazoa; Annelida; Polychaeta; Dinophilidae.